Messenger RNA from Ylistrum balloti, 871 nucleotides. RefSeq lists its product as uncharacterized. The coding region runs from base 68 to 871 and encodes 267 amino acids. NCBI's taxonomy places the organism in Eukaryota, Metazoa, Mollusca, Bivalvia, Pectinida, Pectinidae. The record is from RefSeq and is a predicted model, not a curated record. The transcript has 2 exons.
GAACGUUUACGGUUCAUAUUUAGAUGUUUUAUGGCUGACUCUCCAAAGAUAUUGCGAUCCUUUGAAGAUGUCCGAUAUGCUAAAUAUUGUCGCUCUGCCUGUCGUCCUGGUUUAUAUCACUGCGGUAGUGAUGUGGUUCUCUCCAGACCGGGUUUUCUUGCUAAACACAAAGCUAAGAGCAUUGCAGGCACACGUGUUAUCGGACGUCAAGAAAAAUUGGACAGCGUUCUUUAUAACUUUAGGGCUAUGCUUUUGGAUGACAGCGUUACAGAUUGACUCCAACAACACGAAAAACACAUUGAUGAACAUUGAAACUAAAGUCGUUGCCAUAGAGGAAUACUUGGAGUCAAAUAGAAGGGACAUGAAAGCAAUGGAGAGACACUUUGAAACAUUACUCGAGACGGAAUUACAUAUUCUGAGGUCUGAAUGCAGGAACAAUUUGCAGGACAAGAUACAGAAACUGAACAAUAAGAUAUUGCUAAAACUGAGAGACACAGAUGCAGCCGUAGGUGAUUUGGUUCUACGAGUAUUAGAAAUUGAAUGGGAAGUUAGAAAGAACCGUGAUAUAUUUCGAAGUAUAAAGGAUUAUUUCAAAGAGGAUGGUGACAAAACUUAUCAGUUGGAGAAAGAUGUUGAUAGACUUUACCAACUGUAUAACCAGUUCGUGAAGGAAAGAGAUGAAACACGAUUCCACGAAAGAAAAGGAAAUGAAUAUCAACGGAAUGUGGUCCGAAAUAAUGAUGGAAAAAAUGUGAUAGUGACAAUUAUUGACACAGCCCUUAAUAUUUUGGUUGGGGGAAUUGGUAAAUCUCUAGCCGGCAUGGCAUUGAAAGCAGUGUCUUGGGCAGGAUCCUGGAUAGGCAUAACGUAA